UUGGAAGAGCUCCACUGAGCGCAACAAAUUUGUGUAUUAAAAAUUCUUUUGUCGUUUUCAAUCGGAGCGGGGGAGAGAGAUUGGAGAUUUCUACUUUUGAGGAAUUCUAGAGAACAAGAGCUAUGGAAGAAUCCAUCAAGGACCAGCAAUCUACUCCAUUUCCUGGUAACGCAGCCAGACCCAAGCUUCAGCGCUAUGCUUUGCGUUCGGGGAAUAAUAAAUCUAAAGAUGACAAGCUUCCUGCUCCUGAAUUGUCGAAUCCUCCUUCUUCUGCCUCAAAGAGGGGAAGAUCUGUGUCCAGUGUGAGCAAAAGUGUUGGAGUCCUUGAACUAUCUGCCAAGGACAAGUCCGCUAAACCACCAAGAAGGCUCUCUAUACCAACUAAAAAUCUAAGCCCGACUCGAAAAUUAGUUGGCAACAUUACACCAAUAUCAGAGGUCCGGAGAACUGCUAGGAGCCAGGGGAAAAGUGACACACCUGUUUCUGACUUUUCGCGGUCAAGCAAGAAAACAUUCCACCUUUUAUCUUCUACAUCAUAUUGGCUAUCGCAGAUCAAGCUCUCUGAAGCUGCUUCUAAGCAUUCAGUGUCGCUUGGAUUCUUUAAGCUUGCAUUGGAGGCAGGGUGCAAGCCUCUUCAUCGGAUGCGUGAUGAACUCAAAUCCUAUAUUAAUCGUUGCAACCUUGAUGAAAGUGAACAAACGGUGAAAGAUUUGCUAGAAAACUACAAUUCCGCACAAGAAACAGAGCAACUACAGGUCUCUGAAUCCAUUUCCCAGGGACCUGAAGUGGGAACAAGGUCUUCAGAUGAUGAAGUUCAUAGCUCUUCAUCCUCAGUAGAGCCUCGGAAGCUUAAACCAAAAUCCUUAAACGCCGAUGUCUCCAAAACUACCCCAGUCACUGAGGUCAAUCAGAGAAAUCUUACUACAACACCAAGAAACAGAGGAACUUGGAAUAAAAAUGUUGCCCCAAAUUCAACUUCAGAGACAACGAAAAAAUCUUUGAAGAAACCCCAUAAGUCAAACAAGCAAGAACCCAUUCAAGGAAAGGAAAAGACCAAGAAGCAAGGAAAGAAACAGCCCAGCGAGAAGGCUCCAGCUACCACAAGUCCUGAAGAAGAUUCUGUGCAAUCAAACAAAGAAAAUUUGGAGGCUCCCCAAAUUGAAGUGAUUUCAACAGAACAAUUAGUGAUGUGAAGAUAAUAAUAAUAUAACUGAUGGGGAAUUUUAUUGUUUCGUUCCUAUUUUGGUUAUUGUAAUAUUUGUGUGGGGUUUUGAAGUGGGUGAUCUCUUUCGAGUACAGGAGUGAGUUUAAGUAAUGAAUUGAAAGUGUGUCAACCUGUCUUGUGGUGUGUGCUUUCUUCUUUGUCAUAAAACAUAAUAGUUUGUAAGUCAAUUCCUCCUCUGUUGCUAAAUACAUUAUACAGGGGGAGGAGAUAUUACUAUAUCUCAAAUUGUAUUGAAAUUUAUGAUAGUUGAUUCAGAUUCAUUGUUUUUAAAA
This is a messenger RNA of Cucumis sativus (cucumber), 1497 nucleotides long. RefSeq lists its product as hypothetical. The transcript is spliced from 6 exons. Bases 123 to 1193 code for a protein of 356 amino acids. NCBI's taxonomy places the organism in Eukaryota, Viridiplantae, Streptophyta, Magnoliopsida, Cucurbitales, Cucurbitaceae. The record is from RefSeq and is a predicted model, not a curated record.